AUGUGCAUGCCUGUCUUCCCGUUUCCCACCAGUGUUCUAGGACGGAUCAGACAUCCUGUAAUGAUGGAUGCAAUCAACAUCAACCGUCUCGAUAAGCAGCAGUUUCGACUCCUGACAGAGAUGUGCAUUCUUAUCGAUGAAAAUGACAAUAAAAUUGGGGUUGAUACCAAAAAGAAUUGUCACCUGAAUGCAAACAUUGACAAAGGACUAUUGCAUCGAGCUUUUAGCGUCUUCUUAUUCAACACCGAAAAUAAGCUCCUGCUACAGCAGAGAUCGGAUGCUAAAGUUACCUUCCCAGGUUACUUCACCAAUAGCUGCUGCAGUCACCCCUUGAAUACCCCGUGGGAGCUCGAGGAGAACGGUGCGUUGGGAGUGAGGCGGGCAGCGCAGAGGCGUCUGAAGGACGAGCUGGGGAUUCCCAUGGAGCAGGUUCCUCCGGAAGAAAUUAAUUAUCUAACACGAAUUCACUACAAGGCUCAAUCUGACGGCAUCUGGGGAGAACAUGAAAUCGAUUACGUUUUGUUGGUGAGGAAGAACGUGACGUUGAACCCUGACCCCAAUGAGGUGAAAAGCUAUUGCUAUGUGUCCAAAGAAGACUUGGAGAAAAUGCUGAAACAGGCGGCCAGCGGCGAAGUUCAGAUAACCCCGUGGUUCCGCUUGAUUGCGGAGGCUUUUCUCUUUAAGUGGUGGGAUAACUUGAGUCAGUUGAACCAGUUUGUUGACCAUGAGAAAAUACAUAGAAUGUGAAAACAGAGGUGAAUGACUAGUCAAGUCCUAAAACAUCUCUGUACUUAGUCAACUUGAAAUCAUUUUUUAAAAAUUUGGUUCUUCCUUAACAACUCUCAUGGGAAAUGGUGGUACUUUACGACCAGAAUGUAUGUGGAAAAGAUAACUGACUCCUUAAUUUUGUGUCACACACGCCAUACAGAUGCACUGGUGUUUGUAAAAGACAUUUAUUGUAAAAAAAGAAAACAAACGUUAACCGUCUAAACACACACACACGGGGUCCUAACAAAUUUGAAUGAGUGACACUCUUCAUUUACAAUAUGUUGAGAUAAACAUUUUCAGGACAUUGUAGGGCACUUUGCUGAUUGCCAGGUGCUUUACAUAUCAUUAAACUUUUGUCAUUUGUCCGGGUAAAUGUGCACCAGAAGCUACUUGCUUAGCUACUUCAAAGCAGUUUAAAUGAACUUUCCAUAUUGAGAUUAAGCGAGGGGGCAGGUUCAGGUAAUCAGUGGUGUACGUCCGGAUUGCUGUCAGUCUGUGCUAAGAAUUCAGGGACACACGGGCUAUUUGUAAAAUCCGACUCAGCCGUGCACCGCAACACAGCAUCUUGUCGUUGGCACUGUUGACACUCUGGCUGGCUGGUUCUUCGUUGUAGGGUUCACCUGUGCACCAGCACGUCUGACAGCAUCCCUGGGAUCUACCACUAAAUGCCAUUACCGCCCAUCCCCAUCACAGUCACAAGGAUACCAGAUGCCAAACAUCUGCUGGAAGGCAAAGUUGCCCCAGCUGAGAACCCGCUCUACAAAGUCUUGGGGGAAAAUUAACCAAGGCUAAUGUUCAUGUCGAGUGGAACUGGUGGAGUCUGUGUAUUAAUAUUUAAAUUGUAUUUUGGUUGAUGCACUUUCUGAAAUUCUUGGCCGUAGAGUUCUCAAAUUUUAAAUCUCAAGAUAGCUUCAUUUUUCUUUAAUGUUAUAAUAAUGAAAAAUAAUUUGUUUCUUACAAGCUAAAUGUGGUAUGAAUGAAUUCACUGGAAGACUGCAUUUCUUAAGUGAAAGUUUUAUAAUUUUAUGAGAUUGUUACAAGCAUUGAUUUUGCAGGAAAAAAAAUUAAAAAUUGCAUUUUAAUACUAUUGUGUAGUUUGUUACAAUUAUAAUACAGUAAUAGGUUAACAUGUCUAUCUUAAAAAUAAAUGCCUUGGAGCUUCAAAAUGCA
Messenger RNA from Pteropus alecto (black flying fox), 1938 nucleotides. Its product is annotated as isopentenyl-diphosphate Delta-isomerase 1. Gene Ontology annotation, biological process: isoprenoid biosynthetic process; isopentenyl diphosphate biosynthetic process. Lineage: Eukaryota; Metazoa; Chordata; Mammalia; Chiroptera; Pteropodidae. Gene Ontology annotation, cellular component: cytoplasm. The record is from RefSeq and is a predicted model, not a curated record. Gene Ontology annotation, molecular function: isopentenyl-diphosphate delta-isomerase activity. The coding region runs from base 1 to 747 and encodes 248 amino acids. The transcript has 4 exons.